Messenger RNA from Pyrus x bretschneideri (Chinese white pear), 2541 nucleotides. Its product is annotated as ubiquitin carboxyl-terminal hydrolase MINDY-3. The transcript is spliced from 7 exons. Gene Ontology annotation, molecular function: cysteine-type deubiquitinase activity; K48-linked deubiquitinase activity. NCBI's taxonomy places the organism in Eukaryota, Viridiplantae, Streptophyta, Magnoliopsida, Rosales, Rosaceae. Gene Ontology annotation, biological process: protein K48-linked deubiquitination. The record is from RefSeq and is a predicted model, not a curated record. The coding region runs from base 167 to 2026 and encodes 619 amino acids.
AAUUUUCAUUCCGUUCUUUCCAUGUCUUGCUAACGUUUAACCCUCCCAUCGAGGGUUUUGAAUUCCAAUUCCGAUUCCUCCUCUCCUUCUUUCUCAAAUCUCAAAGGCUGUUGUGCGAUUUGGAAUCGGAACCCUAAUUGUUGAGCCUUGGAUCUAAAGAGUUCCAAUGGCGAAUCACGAGGAGGAUGACCUCCGAAUGGCACUACGGAUGAGUAUGCAGAAUUCACCUCCGGAUCCCAAGCGUAGCAAGCCCAGGGACGGACUCGCCGGAGCUCCGGCUGAAGAGCCGUCGGAAGUGAAGACCCGCAGACUUCAGCGAGAGCUGAUGGCUGCUGCAGCUGAGAAGAGAAUGCUGGUCGCCAAGAAGUCUUCGCCUUCGGCUUCACCUAGCAAGGUGUUGUCCGGGUCUGCGGGUUCCGGUUCGGGUUUGGCGCCAAAGGUGGUGACGAAAGAUAAGGAAUUGAGUUUGGAGCAAGUGAAUUUGGGAAAGGGGUUGAGCGAAGAGGAUGCAAAGCAGCUGUUUUCGAUGGUUUUCGGGGCCGAGGUUACCAAGGGCAUUCUUGCGCAGUGGAGUAAUCAGGGUAUAAGGUUUAGCCCUGAUCCAGAAACAUCUAUGGGUCUAGUGCAGCAUGAAGGUGGGCCCUGUGGCGUUUUAGCAGCCAUUCAAGCAUUUGUUCUCAAAUACCUACUUUUCUACCCAGCUGAAUUAGGUAAAGUUGCACCAAACAUGCAUCAAAAUACGGGUUCAAGGACACCGUCUAAUAGUCAGUGUGUUGCAACAAAUAAUUUUGCCUCUCUAACUGAAGAUGCAAAAGCAAGAGUACUUAUUAGAAGUAUGGGUGAGAUAUUGUUCUUAUGUGGAAGCAACAAAAGGGCGGUGAUUGCGACUUUGAGUGUUAUUGGAGAAGAAACUGAGAGGUCUGAGGACAGACUGAAUGAUGAAGUAAUAACCAAGUCACUUGAAGGUCUUUCAAUCGAAUCGGCUGCUGAUUUGCAUAAAGUGCUAAGAGUUAGCAUAUACACAACACAAGAAAGUGCAUUUCAGAGGCUCCAAGCAGUGCUUCCUGCUUUUCAAAGUCGUAUGGGGGCACUGCUGUUCCUUAUUUCUGCUUUACUUUCUCGUGGACUGGACUUAGUUCAAUCUGAUAGGGACGACCCCAGCCUACCCCUUGUCACUGCUCCGUUUGGCCAUGCCUCACAGGAAAUUGUGAACUUAUUGCUCUGCGGGCAGGCAGUCCCUAAUGUUUUCGAUGGAAAGAUGGAUUUGGGUGGUGGCAUGUCUUUAAAAGGCAUAUCCAAAACUGUGGAAGUUGGAUUCCUCACUCUGUUAGAAUCCCUAAAUUUCUGUAAGGUUGGUCAGUAUUUGAAAAGUCCAAAAUGGCCAAUCUGGGUAGUUGGAAGCGAGUCUCACUAUACAGUCCUUUUUUCUCUUGAUACCACUGUCCAAGAUGAGAAUGAACUGGAAGGAAGGGAAUCACAGAUUCGGAAAGCUUUUGAUGCACAAGAUCAGAGCGGUGGCGGUGGUUUUAUUAGUGUAGAAGGCUUUCAUCAAGUCCUUAGGGAAACUAACGUAAAACUUCCUACUGAGAAGGUUGACCUCCUCUGCAGCACAGGAUUUAUUGUAUGGAGCGAAUUCUGGCAGGUCAUUUUGGAUUUGGACAAGAGCUUAGGAGGCCUAAAGGAUUCAACUGGAUUGAUGGGUAAGAAGGUGUUUGAUCUUUACCAUUUUAAUGGAAUUGCAAAAUCUGACCUAAAUGGAAGCCAGACAAGCUCAGGAGGCGAGAUUCCAGUUCAAAGACCUAGGCUCACAAAAUUGAGGGUGUCGGUACCUCCAAGGUGGACUCCUGAAGAAUACAUGACAGAUGUGGUAGUGACCUCAGCUUCUAGUGGUAAUGAAUCUGGAGGGAAAGUCACAGAAAUUGCUAAGCCGGAGCCUGCUCAGCAUGCACCUCUGGUGGACUGCAUAAGAACUCGCUGGCCCCGUGCUGUCUGCAAUUGGGUAGGUGACCCGCCUAGCAUAGUCUGAGUUGUUUGAGAAUCUUAUUUGGGUAUCGUUUGUCGUACUUUCAUUGCUGAAGCAGGAGAACUAAUAUUGCAAGCCAAAAGGAUGAGCUUGUGGUGUGAAGUGCCACCCUUAAGAUACAAAGAGUGUUCAUCUAACGUUUUCGUCAGUCUCAAUACGUGGACAGUGUCGAUGGCGUCCUAUGUACAUGCUGCAGCUUCAGCAAUCAAUUCGAUCUUUGAUUCGUCAACAUAUUGAACGGAGGGGGAAAAAGAUCUUGUGCAAGUUUAUUGUCUAUUCAAAUUGUAAAAUUCAUCUAUAUAAUCACCUUUGUUGUGGAGUCGAGGAGCUAUCAGUUCCUGGGAAGGACUUCAAUAAACAAACAUCGAGUCUGUCUCGUCGUCGAAAUUAUUGUAAUGAUUUUUACUGCAUUACAGCUGUUAUACAGUAGCAAGUUUUCCUGGUCUUGAUGUGUUACAUAUGUAAUCCCUUCUCCCUGAACCUUGUUGCAAGGUUAAAAGCUAUAAGCUUCUUUUUUA